Dermacentor silvarum is the source of this 2324-nucleotide messenger RNA. RefSeq names its product protein 5NUC. Lineage: Eukaryota; Metazoa; Arthropoda; Arachnida; Ixodida; Ixodidae. Gene Ontology annotation, biological process: AMP catabolic process. The coding region runs from base 53 to 1996 and encodes 647 amino acids. The transcript is spliced from 9 exons. The record is from RefSeq and is a predicted model, not a curated record. Gene Ontology annotation, molecular function: 5'-nucleotidase activity; metal ion binding; nucleotide binding. Gene Ontology annotation, cellular component: plasma membrane.
AGUGAAUGAACAUCUCUCUAAUCAGUAGGCAAUUUGGAGCGAGUGUACAGAGAUGCAGUUGCCGGUAUUUCCGGCAAUAUUAGUCGUAGUAAUGUUUCUCAUACCAUCUGAAAGCAGCAAAAAUAUCAGUGAAUUAACUGCGGUAGGGUCAAGUGAACGCUCUAGCGUAAAUACAGCAGACGACCAAAUGGCUUCCGUGGCAGAAAAUAUCCAUAGCCUGAAUGAAGAGAAAGCAAAUAAUGAUGGAACAUUCGGCCUAACUAUUUUUCAUACAAACGACAUUCACUCGCGGAUCCUUGAAAGCACAAAACGUGGCGUACAGUGCGACGACAAGGCACGGAAUGCGAGCAAGUGCUUCGGUGGAGUAGCCAGAAUUGCUAAUGUGGUUAGGACACUGAAGAACACUUCUGCAAACCCUUUGUUCUUCAACGCUGGAGACUUCUUCCAAGGAACACUGUGGUAUUCCAUACUAAAAUACAACAUUGUUUCUGCUGUCAUGGCAAACAUGUCUUAUGACGCUGUGUGCCUUGGAAAUCAUGAAUUCGAUGACGGACCUCCAGGACUGGUGCCUUUCCUAACUAAAAUGAAUGAAGCAAACGUAACAGUCCUCGGGACUAACCUGGAUACCACAGAAGAGCCUUUGUUCACGCAAGCAAAUAUCACACUGCCAAAGUCCAUAGUUUACGACAUUGCAGGAAGCAAGGUAGCAAUUUUAGGGGUUGUCACAACGGAGACAAUGACUAUUGCUAAACCGGGUGGUGUGAAAAUACUUCCCGAAGCUGACAGCAUUAACGAAGAAAUAACGCGGCUUAAAUGCGAAAAGGGCAUCAACAUUUUUUUUCUCAUUAGCCAUGUUGGAUUUGACGUUGACCAGAUCCUUGCGGAGAAGUGUCCCGAUCUCGACCUCAUUAUUGGAGGACAUACCAACACAUUCCUCUAUACUGGAAAGCCUCCAGUGGACGAUGACCCUGAAGGACCAUACCCUUACGUAUACAACCGUACCGGUGCGAGUGGCGGCCACUGUCUUAUUGUCCAAGAUUACCGCUUUGGAAAGUAUCUCGGAUUUCUGGAUCUCAAGAUUGACCGAAAGUCAGGAAACAUAUUAGACUGGUCUGGAAAUCCAAUUCUGCUUAAUCAGAGUUAUGAACAAGACGAAGAAAUGCUUGCAAGCCUGAAGCCAUAUAAAAAAAUAGUAGACGACGCUGUAAAGGAAGUUGUCGGAUCCACUAAGGUGCUGCUGGAAGCAAGCGACAAACUCUGCCGCUAUAAGGAGUGCAAUGCAGUCAACCUGAUGGCUGAUGCUUUCUUCGACUACUACUCAAAUAGAGAUAGCGUAGUGGACAAGGCUUGGUCUAUUGUGAACGCCGCCGUUCUUAAUGCAGGAAUCGCAAGAGAUUCUAUUCAACCGAAAUGGAACCUCACACUUGGUGAUGUGCUCGGUGCCAUGCCCUAUGACAGUGACCUGGUUGUUAUGAACAUGACAGGUCUUGACCUCCUGAACAUGUUCGAAUUUGGCGUGACCAAUUUUACCUGGUUACCAGAUUUAAACGGGAGAUUUCUUCAAGGCUCAGGUAUUCGUGUGGUUUACAACUUCAGCAGGCCCAGCGGAUGCCGCAUUGUCUCGCUGAAAGUCCUUUGCGCUAACUGCAGCGUGCCGGUAUACAAAGAAGUUAUGGAAAAUGAAAAAUAUAGCAUUGUUACCACUACUUUCAUUGCCAAUGGAGGCGAUGGCUUCAAGUUUCAAAAAUCGGUUAAAUGGAAAACUGAAGGUGUCAGUGCUACCGAUGCUUUGCUUGCAUACAUAAGAAAGAUAUCGCCACUCAAGACUCCUGAAGAAGGCCGGGUGAUCACACUAAACCUGCCACGGAAGCCAGGAAAUGAAUCACUGACAUCUGCUACUACAACUUCAUUGACUACACAGGCUACAUUAACUUCAUUGGAAAGCAGGAUGACUCGAAAUGACUGGAGGUCUAUGAGAAGAAAUUUUCUAUGGUGAUGCCUAUUUUGCGCAGUAAGACACCACCCUCGGAUUGUUGUAACCUAAUAGCACAUUGAUACGCCAUCUAUGGUCUUUGGCCAUAAAUAAAAACAAUUCGUUGGCCCUUCCACUCCGUGAAGAUGGUUAACCAACGAAGCUGAAACGUGCGGCCCCAGUGUUUAUCACUAGGUUAAUCCCGAGGGUUCAUUAAAGUAUUUCCCAAUUAUGAGGUUACACACACGUUCGGCUGUGACGGAGAGAACGACCUCGUGACGGUAUGUGCGCAGUCGGCCUUUGUCGCUUGCGUUCGAUGUCUCGAGUUUACUCGGCGGCGUGGUUAGCAGCA